This is a messenger RNA of Rana temporaria (common frog), 906 nucleotides long. Its product is annotated as taste receptor type 2 member 40-like. The transcript has a single exon. Gene Ontology annotation, cellular component: membrane. NCBI's taxonomy places the organism in Eukaryota, Metazoa, Chordata, Amphibia, Anura, Ranidae. The coding region runs from base 1 to 906 and encodes 301 amino acids. Gene Ontology annotation, molecular function: bitter taste receptor activity; G protein-coupled receptor activity. Gene Ontology annotation, biological process: sensory perception of taste; detection of chemical stimulus involved in sensory perception of bitter taste; G protein-coupled receptor signaling pathway. The record is from RefSeq and is a predicted model, not a curated record.
AUGAUGUCUCCACACGACUUAUCCGUUUUAAUCUCCUCAGUCUUGGGACUGGUCUUGGCAAUCCCUUCUAACACUUGUAUUGUGAUGGGUAAUCUGGACAUCAUCAGAAAGAAAGGGAAGUUGAAUCCCUCCGAUGUGAUCUUUCUGGGGAAGGGAAUUGUGAAUAUUCUCCUCCAGUGUGUGCUGAGCCUACUGGUAAUGUUCAUUGUCUUUUCUCCAAAAAUAUUUUUCAUUAGACAAAUAUUUGUGUUUUUGAAAACAUCAGGUUACUUCCUAACCUACUACAGCUUCUGGUUGACCUUCUGGCUCUCGGCUCAUUACUGUACCAGCAUCACCAAUCUCAGCUAUGGGUUCUUCAUCUGGAUAAAGAGAAUUGUGUCCAAUUUCCUGAGUCACCUUCUAUUCCUGACAGCAUUUCUGGUAUUUUUUGUGAGUGUUCCGGGCUUCUGGAUUCUGUAUGGAGAAAGUAUCUCAACUUCUGAGAACAGUACAGAAGCCUCUGAUAACAAGUUUAAUAAAAUCCGUUACUAUGCUUGGGCUACAAACACCCUGGGCUCCCUUUUACCAUUCUUCCUUAGUCUUCUGUGUCUGGUCCUCACUUCCUCCUUUCUGCUCAGACACGUCUGGAGGGUGAAGAAUAACGACUCGGGAUCAACACGUCCAAAUCUUCAGGCUCAUGUCUCGGCACUGAGAACAAUCUUCUUCUUACUUCUCAUCUUCACCUUAUUCUGCAUGUCUCAGUCACUUCUGUUUCUUCAAAAUCUCUCCCUUGUUAUAGUCGGUUGGAAUUUACAGUUAUUAGCUCCAUCGGCCGAGGCCGCCAUCAUCUUCCAGGCCAGCAACGAGCUGAGAAGGAUCAUUCUGAGAAGAUUCUGGACCAGAAGCCGGAGGAACACAGAGACUUAA